Molecule: messenger RNA, 1125 nt
Organism: Paramuricea clavata
Lineage: Eukaryota; Metazoa; Cnidaria; Anthozoa; Malacalcyonacea; Plexauridae
Source: the annotation of a GenBank genome assembly
AUGUCCUUGCCCCUGCUAGGUCGCAUGGUAGCAGGCCUUGGAGAAGGGUAUGUGUCAGCUAUUUGGGCAGAACUAGCCAGAAUCACAACUGAGGAAGAACGUACUCGAUACUUUGCAUUACUAAAAGUAAGUUACCUUUUGGGAAUUGUCUUAGGACCAGCACUAAACUUCUUUCUAAUGGAGUUUGAUUUCUACAUCGGUAACUGGCACAUUGAUUUCCGCACAUCGCCGGGAUUUUUCAUGGCUUUAAUGUGGAUACUAGUCACUGGUAUCAUGUUUGUAUUUGUCUACGAUCUCUCAAACGAGAUGAGAAAAGAAAGAGGGUAUGAACCAGUUUCAGACGGUCUAAGUGAAGAACAGUUUUCUAAAAAAGAGCAACUCCAAGAAGCGUACAGCAUGAAAAGCUUAGGGAAUAAGCACAGUGAAAUGACGUCAUCUCCGUUCAUAAAUGAUGACGUCAUCAAAACCGAAGAGAUAGCAAGAGAUUCAACGAAAUCCAGCAAUGGUCCAUUCUUAGAUGCUGUAAUAGAUAUUUUUGCCAAAUUCCACGUGAUUGUAGUGGUAUACUCGAUAUUUUUCAUUUAUAUUCUCCAUUCAUCUCUUCAGGCCAUCACCCCCCUGGUUGCUGAGAACAUGUUACUUUGGAGUGAAGACAACAUCAGUUUACUAUUUACAAUCUGGGGUGUAGAAAUUGUUAUUUUUGCAAUUAUUCUCUUCAUUUUGUCGCAGAAAAUUUCAGAUCGACACCUGCUUUUGAUUUCCGCUAUUUCUGGUAGUCUUGCAUCUGUUGGUGUUAUUCUGUUGGCGUCCUCUUCCCCGAUGUCUAACAGAGCUUACUAUAGUUUGUUAGUAACGAUUGCCUUGGAUGGAAUACCAAUAGUUGUUAUUAACGCAGUUGGUCGUUCUUCAGUUUCGAAACACACUAGUCUAGACAAUCAAGGCCUGGUGCAAGCCAUACUGAGUGUAUUGAAUAGAGUGGCUUUACUUACAGGACCAUUAAUUGGUAGCAGUCUGUUUACACAUAAAGAAAUCCUAGCAAUUAUUCUAUCAGAAUCACAGAUCCUCGAAUUGGUCUUGGUUAUACUUGCUUUCAACAAACUCAAAGCGAAUCUCAGUAAAAGUUAA